AUGAAUUGCCCUGUUUCUCAUUUUUGUGAAAUGAGAUUGACUGGUUCAGGCAUUCGCAUGGAGUCGAAAGUUGCCGGGUUGGAGGGAUGUACUGGGGUUAGCAUAGAGGGUGAGGGAUGUAAUGAAGCAUAUGAGCUUGUUCGGCAAGGAUUAAAGAAUGAUCUUAAGAGUCAUGUAUGCUGGCAUGUUUAUGGUCUUCUUUAUCGGUCCGAUAGAGAAUACAGGGAGGCAAUCAAAUGCUAUAGAAAUGCACUGAGGAUCGAUCCAGACAAUAUUGAAAUUUUGCGGGAUCUGUCACUAUUACAGGUGCAAAUGCAAGAUUUGGCAGGGUUUUUCGAGAUAAAACAACAACUCUUGUCUCUAAAAUCAAAUCAUCGUAUGAAUUGGAUCGGCUUUGCUGUUGCUCAUCAUUUAAACUCAAAUGCUUUAAAAGCAGUUGAAAUUCUGGAAGCAUAUGAAGGGACACUAGAAGAUGAUUUUCCUCCUGAUAAUGAACGUUGUGAACAUGGGGAAAUGCUUUUGUAUAAGAUUUCUUUGCUAGAAGAAUCGGGUUCUAUUGAGAGAGCUCUUGAUGAGUUGCACAAGAAAGAGCCAAAAAUAGAUGAUAAAUUGGCUUUUAAAGAACAAGAGGUUUCUCUUUUAGUAAAGCUUGGUCGCUUUGAAGAAGGUGCCACUUUGUUCAAGGCUCUACUUUCUAUGAAUCAUGACAAUUACGGAUACUAUGAAGGCCUUCACAAGUGUGUUGGGCUCUAUUAUGAAAAUGGUCAGUAUUCACCCGACCAAAUUGAACAGUUCGAUUCGUUGUACAAUUCUCUUAGGCAGCAAUACACUUGGUCUUCUGCUGUCAAGAGAAUAUCGCUCGACUUUCUGCAAGGUGUCAGGUUUAGAGAAGUAGCUGAAAAUUAUAUUAGGCCCCUCCUUACUAAGGGAGUUCCAUCAUUGUUCACUGAUCUUUCUCCAUUGUAUGAUCAUCCUGGAAAGGCAGACAUUCUUGAGGAACUUAUUAUUGAGCUGGAGCAAGCUGUUAGGACUGCUUGUCAAUUCCCUGGAAGUCAAUCAUGUUUCUGUUAUACUGAAGCAGAUGAUCUAAGCAACAUGAUUUUAGAUUUGUGUCUGGCACAUGGUUUUGUUGCCAGAGGCAUUCUUUUGCAUUACGACAGAAGGGGACAAUAUGAAAUCUCCCUUUCUAAAAUUGAUGAGGCCAUUGAGCACACCCCAACCGCGAUUGAUUUAUACUCGGGCAAGCAGAGAUAUUUUGCUAUUGAAAUCAAUGUUAUACUACAAGAUAUAGUUUGUGCACGUAGAGUUCAAUUGAAGCUUUGGGUGAGGAUUUCAGCUGAAUUCUUGUUAUGUUUUAUUGCUGGGGACUUGGGGAUUAGCUCUACGACUACUAGGUGGAUUUGUUCUCCAGAAAAGACUGGUUUUCCUAUGGGUUUUGCUGCUGGAAGCAUGUUUGAAGUGCUGUGA
This is a messenger RNA of Humulus lupulus (European hop), 1467 nucleotides long. Its product is annotated as N-terminal acetyltransferase A complex auxiliary subunit NAA15-like. Gene Ontology annotation, cellular component: cytoplasm. The coding region runs from base 1 to 1467 and encodes 488 amino acids. Gene Ontology annotation, molecular function: protein-N-terminal amino-acid acetyltransferase activity; protein binding. Gene Ontology annotation, biological process: N-terminal peptidyl-methionine acetylation. NCBI's taxonomy places the organism in Eukaryota, Viridiplantae, Streptophyta, Magnoliopsida, Rosales, Cannabaceae. The transcript has 17 exons. The record is from RefSeq and is a predicted model, not a curated record.